UUCUUCCUUCUUGUUUAUGAAGCUACCCUAAAUUUGGUGCGGCUGCAGUCCUUUUUCGAGGAAGACCGCGGGAAUGGGCAGUCGUUUUAGCGUUGAACUUUAGUUCAGAGUAUUUAUUUAUGAAUUGAUUCAAGAAACUUGGUAGCUAGCUAAAGACUAGGGCCACCUUCUUCGUUAGCUAGCUGGCUACGUUAGCAAUAGCGGCCAGUACCGGCAGUAUCUAGUACACACAGGUGAGUGGCCUCUCCCACUAGGCACAUUAGCUAGUAGCUAGCUAGCAACAUCUGGGUGUAUCCUAGUUUUCAGUAGAGUACCCUUUUUUAUUUCCUGUACGAAUUGUAUGUCUUCAUCACUUCAAACCGACCACAUCUCAAUAUUUCCCUUGUUGGAGAGGCACUGGCGUUGUAUGCAUCUAAACUAGCUAGGUAGCAAGCAAGUUCACGUUAGCUAGCUAAAUGGCGUCAGAUAGUGACACAGAGGAAUUCUACGAUGCUGCUGAAGACGUCAGUUUUACUCCAUCUCCUAAAGUGUAAGUAACCUUUCUUACAGCUAUUGCUAAAAUAAAGCGAUAUCAUGUGUAUAUACUGUGCUAUUGGUGUUGAAAAACGUUCUCAGCUAUGAUGAUGCUGGUCAUUGAAAUGAGUUCAACCAGAUGUUCGCAAGUAAGAAUUAUUUUGCUCAUACAUUCAGUGUCUCUUCUCUAAUAAAGGAACGAAAACAUUAGCUAUAAUUAUUUGCAAUAAUAAUCAUAACAACAACAACGAUGCCACCUGUCUGUGGAUGAUUUUGACUUGCCUUAUUCUACUCCAUCUUUUUAAUGAGGCAAAAGGUUGUGGGGACAUCAAUUGCAAAGGAUAAUUUUGUUUUCGCCAUGACCAUAUAAGGGGUCAAGUGUAAGGGAGCGAGAGAAGUGUGAUUGACAUGUCUCUUUGAGACACUCUCACACACACACACUUUCCUUUAUAUAAUUAUAGUAGAGUGAUUGGAGAUAACAUAGCUACAGUGAUUUUGGCUUCAACUGUUGCUUGUUGAAAGGUUUAUUUGAACUAAUUUGCUCAAACUUAAACUAACAGGAGAACUACAUAUCCUACAUGUUAAGAAUAAAUUGUCUUUACGGUUGUCCUGUUUUUUUGUUUAUUGUAAUAAUGUUAAAACAAGCAUGAUUUCUUUCAAAUCUCUCAUCUGUUUUAGGUGUUAAGACCAUAUGUGUCUGAAAUGUAGCCUAAGCCCUAGUAAAGGUCAUUUGAUGAACCAUAUCAGGACUAGUCUUGUGACUAACACUUACACUUGUCUUUUUAUUACUUAGGACACCUGCAAAGUUUGUCCUUCCCACACCUCAGGUAUCUAUUCUUCUUACUAGCAUUUGACAGUAAAAAACAAUAAUAAUCUAAGAACCAUCUCUUUUAAAAAAGCGUCUGCUAAAUGGCAUAUUUUAAAGACUAGAGAGGGAAGUUUAACUUAUGAGAUAUCAAAGACUGUAAGCCAGAGUGUUGGUUUUAGUUUAAUCAUUACUUAAAGGGCAUAGCUGCUGGAGACUCUGGGUAACUACUUUCACAUGAGCUAGAGGAGCGCCUUUAAGAGCUCUAUUGGGGUUAAAGUUAAACCCAAAACACAUCUUUACCCGGGGUUGUUUGCAAUAAGCAGUUUGCUACUGCAUGUCCUGAGGUGCCGGUGUAAUGUUUGCAGUGUUUUACAGACUCUAUUCAGGACAUUGUCAUCCCAUUUACUAGUAAAAUAUAAAAAAUCAUAAGCACAUCCCAGAAUUUUUAAGUGUGUAGAUGCACUGUAGGAGGUGCUAGUUUAUAAAAGUACAGUGUGUCUCCCUGUCACUGUCCUUGUACAUUUUGUUUUGUGUUCCUGCAGGGGGUGGUAGAGAGCCCAACAGUGGAUGUGGCUGUUGGGCUGGCCCACCCUGAGGCACGCCAAGAUGACUCCAUCCAGGUACUCCCCCUCCUUAUCUUCAAAGCUAGGCUAAUGCUCAUUAAUCCCUACUCAGCUAGGGCAUUGUGAAUAUGACAUUAUGAAAAAAGAUAAGUUGGAUUUUAUUCCCUAGGAUUUUUAAUAGUUACUGAUCCCCUGAGUAUGUGUUGUUCAUGUCUGUAAAUGUGUUUUGAUGGUUGCUGUGUCUUGGGCUCUAUGUAAAUGCUGCUAGUCUGUCACCCAUGGUGUCAACAGGUGCUACUUUGUUUCUGCAGUAAAUGUUUGGAUGUGUGGCACGCCACUAAGUGGUGUAGGUCAUCAACACAUACACACAGUCCCUCAAUGUGUAUCUGUAAUCCUUCUCCAUGUCCCUCUCUCACCUUAAGUGUGGGGAAAGACCCCAACACUUUUAUCAGAGAGAAUACACUCAUAGGACCACACAAUCCUCAUUAGAGAAACAUCCUGUUAUGAGUAUAUUAUCCUUUUUGAUGAUUAUAUGUUUUCAUCUGUGAUGUCUUAUCCCUCCUAGAUCAUCGACAGCAUCAUUGAGGAGAGCCAGAAGGGAAGUGCGGUGGAGGAGGCUCAGCUGAUGGGGGAGAGGAAUGUUGAUACAAGGGCAGAGUCAGAGGUGAAGAACGAGACUGUGGCCCCUGUAGAACCAGAGCGUCCCGCUAUGGAACCUCAGCCUGUGGUUGAGAGAUCAGAGCAGCCACAGGAACAGCAGGGAGUGUGUUCCACGGCUCUCCCAGACAUCCCCAGCCUGUUGGCUGGGUCACACGAGCACGUCCAGCCCCCAGACAUCACCAGCGCCCUAGGGCAGGGGCAGAGUCAACCAGACCUCCCGCAGGACCUCCCUGACCUUCCCCGGGUGUCUGCAGAGGACAUGGACAGGGAGCAGAGACCAGCAGACAUCCUAGACCAGGUUCCCCUUACAGACAAGCCGGCUGACUCCUCCGACCCAGGGCCUACUAAACCCCCACGGCAGUUCACUGUAGAGCCUGACAUUGUGGCCAGCACCAAGAAGCCUCCACCCUCACGCCCACCCCCUCCCAGCGGAGCUCCUCCUCCACGGCCGCCACCCCCAUCCCGGCCUGCUUUACCCCUCAGCAAGAAGUCCCAGGAGUGUAUGAGGCCCACAGGACUGGAAGGUAAAUAACACUUUGCUUGUUUACCCACACACUCAAGGUCAAGAUAAAAUGCUGAUAGUCAUGUCAAUUAAAUAUGUUCCUGCAGGGAUUUAAUACAUUGAGCUGAACACAUUGACCUCUCAUAACUGUUCUCAUAGCUGUUCACUUCUACCCCCACACCUACUCAUGAUAAUUUAGUUGUGUAACCAUGGAGACAAGGUGACUGUGUUGACCUUUAACCCUCUGUCUCUGCUGUGUGAUUGGCCAGUGUGUGCAACGGAGCUGGAGGAGCCAUGUGGCCUGGUGUCUCCCAGCAGCACAGUAAGGAGCAUCACCAAGGAUCUGCAGCACUCUCUGGACCUGGCCAGCGCCACCAGUGGGGACAAGGUGGUCACAGCACAGGUCAGUGGGUAUUUGUUUGCCAUGCUUUCCAUUGGCGCAGUGCACAGGUCCACUUAUUGCUGCCCAGGAAGCCAAUGUAUAUAUUCUUCUGCACUUGGUGAAAACUUUGUCCUGACGAAGACCCAGUUUGGGGUUCAAAUGUUGUCCUCUUCUGAUUAAACACUUUGGCCGCAGCAUACCAGUGUGUGGAUUUACUUUUUGUUCUUUGUUCUCCUCUUUCAACAGGACUUUGACCCUUGCAAUUCGGAAUACCCCUUUGUCUUAGAAUUAACACCAGUGUAGUAAGUGUGUGUGUGUGUGUAUAUUGGUGUGUUACCACAGGAGAAUGAGGAUGAGCAGGCAUCCAGUCCCAUUGGUGACACUUUAGGUCCUCAGCGUCCACGAUCCAACUCUGGCAGAGAGCUGACUGAUGAGGUACGUUUCCUUGUCUUGCUCUUUCAUUCAUCCAGCCUUGAGCCCCUUUGUACAGGUUUUGUACUCUCUACACAUACCUUUUGAGUGUUUGUUUCUAAUUCAUUGAGUGGCUGGGCUAUCUCUGUAAUAGGAGAUCCUGGCGAGUGUGAUGAUCAAGAAUCUGGACACUGGUGAGGAGAUCCCUCUGAUCCAGGCAGAGGAGAAGCUUCCCACAGGGAUCAACCCACUCACAUUACACAUCAUGAGGAGGACCAAGGAGUACAUCACGUAAGAACUGCUCUCCCAUCACUCAGACUAGUACUCUAAUAUAUCAGGGGCUCACACCAAUCCUUGGGCUAUGGUUGAAAAACGUACAGCUAUAUAUUCACUCCCCUGUGCUAACAGAUUGCUUUGGUAAGUAUAUUGGGUAGCACUCGCAUACAUUGAAAAAAAAUCCUAAUACAAAUCUUGAGGAAGAUGUCUGUCUUUUUUUUUUCCUGUCAGGAAUGAUGCAGCACAGUCAGAUGAUGAUGACAAGGCCCAGGCUCCCUUGAGCGACACAGAUGGAGGGAAGCUGAAACAGAAAACGUAAGAAAUGGCAUGGUGCCCUGCCUCAUGCUGUGGUUACAGUGUUUCCUCUCUGCUCUGACAGUCUGGGACGGUCUCAUGGUGUUUUAUGUGUCCUCUGUCUUCUAUCCCAGCACUCGGCUGAAGAAGUUCCUGGGCAAGUCUGUGAAGAGGGCCAAGCAUCUGGCUGAAGAGUAUGGUGAGAAGGCCGUCAACAAGGUGAAGAGUGUCCGUGAUGAAGGUAUGCCAACCCACACAGCCCUCCCCAAUCCCAUAUCCACACAUCUUACUGCUGCUGUUUAGUCACUCUGCUGGGUGCUGUCUCACUGUGUGGUUGUGUCUCAGUGUUUCACAACGACCAGGAUGACCCGUCGUCCAGUGAUGAUGAGGGGAUGCCCUACACCCGGCCUGUCAAGUUCAAGGCAGCCCACAGCUUCAAGGGCCCUUUCGACUUUGAUCAGAUCAAGGUGGUCCAGGACCUGAGUGGAGAGCACAUGGUAAGAUUGUGUGUGUCUUUUGAGUGUAUGUUAAUCUAUCAGUGCUUUCUUUCAAUUGAACAACAGACCACUUCCAUGACUGAAGCAUACAGUAUGUAACCGUGAAUGCAGAUGUAAACGUGAAUAUAUAUUCAUGCAUAUUUGCUCAACCCUUGUUCUGUUGUCUGGUCCUCAGGGUGCAGUGUGGACCAUGAAGUUCUCUCACUGUGGGAGGUUGUUGGCGACAGCAGGCCAGGACAACGUGGUGCGAAUCUGGGUUCUGAAAAAUGCCUUUGACUACUUCAACAACAUGAGGAUAAAGUACAACACUGAAGGUGGGUAGAUCAUGACCCCUAAAGAAGGGCUGAGCUCUAAUGUUGUCUCUGAACAAAAUAGUUUGUCUGCCACACCUUUGGUAAAUGUAAUGGUUGUUUGAUGUGUUUCUCAUGGUUCUUCCUUAUGUUCUCUCUCAACCAGGUCGUGUGUCGCCCUCUCCCUCUCAGGAAAGCCUGUGUUCCUCCAAAUCAGACACGGACGGUGGGGUGAGUAAGGUUAGGACCCAUCAGUGACAUAACCAGUCAUGGUUAGAGUUGAGGGUCAGCUGUAAAACAUGAAGAAAGUAACGUUAUGGUCAGGGUUGCUUAGGGUAACUAUACCAGUGUUACUGUUGAGACCUCAGCCCCAGCCUGACAGACAAGAGUUCCUCUUUUGUUCCCAGAUGAGCAGUGUUCCUGAAGACCCCGAUUCAGAGGACAAGAAUCUCCCCUUCCGCCAAGUCCCCUUCUGCAAGUACAAGGGUCAUACGGCUGACCUGCUGGACUUGUCCUGGUCAAAGGUGAGACUCCACAGGCCUUUCCUCUUCCCCCUUUUCAAACAACACUCCCAAAUGCCGGUACACUGUGUCCUAGUAUUCCCUGUGUUCUUUGAUUCCAGAACUACUUCCUGCUUUCCUCGUCAAUGGAUAAGACGGUCAGACUGUGGCACAUAUCUAGGAGAGAGUGUCUAUGCUGCUUUCAGCAUAUUGACUUUGUCACAGCCAUCGCAUUCCAUCCUAGAGUAAGUGGGCCUCUAUGAGCUUGUGUGCCUUUUGUCAGUGCAUGUUUAGGUUGAAGUAUGGACCUUUUUUAAGUGCAGAGUGAGUUGGCUACGUUUGAGUUAUGGCUCUGUUCACCAGACUGACCAUCUGUUAUUUCUCCUAGGAUGACAGGUACUUCCUGAGUGGCUCUCUGGAUGGGAAGCUGCGUCUGUGGAACAUCCCAGACAAGAAGGUGGCCCUGUGGAACGAGGUGGAUGGACAAACGCGCCUCAUCACUGCUGCCAACUUCUGCCAGAACGGGAAGUACGCUGUCAUCGGCACCUAUGAUGGCCGCUGCAUCUUCUACGACACCGAGGUACAGUGGAGGGAGACAUACUGAUCCUCAAGUUUGAAGGGCUAGUGAAGAAUCAUUAUUUCAGCCUAUGUUUGAUUCUUCUUUGAGUAUUACAAUGGCAGAACAUAAUUAUGAAAAUGAGGAACAUUAUAGAGGGUUCACCGUUUUUUGAAUGUCGGUUCUUAUUUCAGCGCCUUAAAUACCACACCCAAAUCCACGUACGGUCGACCAGAGGCAGGAAUCGAGUAGGACGGAAAAUCACAGGUAUCGAGCCUCUGCCUGGAGAGAACAAGGUAUAGCCACGCUCCUGAUGCCCUUUCUACAGACAUGCCUCUCUGGCGAUGACAUACUAGUGACAGCGAAGUCUUUUUAUUAUGUUGGUAGAUUCUAGUGACCUCCAAUGACUCCAGGAUCCGCCUGUAUGACCUGAGGGACCUGUCUCUGUCCAUGAAGUACAAGGGUUACGUCAACAGCAGUAGUCAGAUCAAAGCCAGCUUCAGGUGAGAACGGCUCCUUCUCAGUCUGGCAUGUUCUUGUAUGUUGUCGGUAAGCAAACUGUCACUUUCCUUAUUUUCCAGCCAUGAUUACUCAUUCAUUGUGAGUGGCUCAGAGGAUAAGUACGUGUACAUCUGGAGCACCUAUCACGACCUGAGCAAGUUCACCUCUGUACGACGAGACCGCAAUGACUUCUGGGAGGGAAUUAAAGGUACCUAGAUACUGUAGUGGUGCUCAGCUCUUUACGGUUGGUGAUAUGAAACACUGUCAGUUUGAUUGUAGUGUCACUCCACUAAGUCCAGUCUCUGUUGUCUUUCAGCCCACAAUGCAGUAGUGACAUCUGCCAUUUUUGCGCCACAUCCUAACCUGAUCGUCCCCCAGGAGGCGGGGGCAGAGAAAGCAGGGGCUGGGGCCGAUGCAGAGUGUAAGAGCUUGGACUCUACUGACUCGGAGACCAUUCCCUCAGGUACAGUAUGCUGAUUUAUAUACCUGUUUAUGUAUGCUGAGAGACUAUUCAGAGCAGCGACUCAUUAAAGCUGGAAUCCUUAAUGGUCAAACUGCCACGUCUGUUUGGGAUAUUACAACAAAGAAGUUACUACAAACAACAAACACUCGGACAUCAUUGCGCGAGUGAUAGAACAGAAUAUGUACUGCAAAUGUUUUUCUCACGCCGCCCGACUCUCCUCACCUCCGUUUUGUCCACAAAACAAUAACAAAGUGCUGGGGCAGCCGUGGCGGUGUUUCCCACUAAUGCGGAUUCCAUCUUUAAGAGUGAUAAAUGGAUGGUAUGAUGAGUUGAGUGGAUAGAAAAACACUUUGUAUAGUUUCAAUGCUAAACAGGGUAUUUCUCGUCCACAGGGGCUCUGAAGACUGAUCAUACAGAGGUUCUGCUCUCUGCUGACUUCACCGGCGCCAUUAAGGUUUUCAUCAAUGUAAAAAAGUACUGAGCACUUCAGCCUGAAAGGCUUCAGCCUGAACCCUUACUGAUCUGUCCGCCAAUGUACAGUCCUACAAUGGAAGCAGAGCAAACCGCUGCCCUACCAACGCUUCUAAAACCGGCCAAUCGCCUACUGGUGAGUGCUCCGGGAGGGAGGAGUCAUCCUCCGGAGAACAGGGACCCUAAAGUAGAGGAUGAUGGGAAGGUGGAGGAAGUGAACUGUAAAUGGAGGAAGCAGCUCACUGAUGUCCUGUCACAUU
This is a messenger RNA of Coregonus sp. 'balchen', 7947 nucleotides long. The record is from the annotation of a GenBank genome assembly. Lineage: Eukaryota; Metazoa; Chordata; Actinopteri; Salmoniformes; Salmonidae.